Molecule: messenger RNA, 4044 nt
Organism: Dromiciops gliroides (monito del monte)
Lineage: Eukaryota; Metazoa; Chordata; Mammalia; Microbiotheria; Microbiotheriidae
Gene: CSNK1D
Product: casein kinase 1 delta
Exons: 9
Coding region: 289-1536 (415 amino acids)
Biological process (GO): non-motile cilium assembly; peptidyl-serine phosphorylation; regulation of circadian rhythm
Cellular component (GO): nucleus; cytoplasm; spindle microtubule
Molecular function (GO): ATP binding; protein serine/threonine kinase activity
Source: RefSeq, a predicted model, not a curated record
GGCCCGGAAGAUCCGAGUCCAUCCGUGGUGGGGAGAGGGCGAACGGGGCCGGCGGGGGCCGGAGCAGGGGCGGCGGCGCUCGGACUGUCCCAUCCGCCCCAUAUUGAGGCGCUGGGAGCGGCGGGGCGGCCAGAAAGCGAUGGUGAAAGCGGGGCCGUGAGGGGGGCGGAGCCGGGAGCCGGACCCGCAUUAGCGGCAGCAGCGGCGCCGCCUCCCCCGGAGCGCAGACCCAGGAAGCGGUCGGGAGGGGAGGGAGCGAACCAGGCCGGAGCCGAAGCCACCGCCGUCAUGGAGCUGAGAGUUGGGAACAGGUACCGGCUGGGCCGAAAGAUCGGCAGCGGCUCCUUUGGAGACAUCUAUCUCGGUACUGACAUUGCUGCAGGAGAAGAAGUUGCCAUCAAGCUCGAAUGUGUCAAAACCAAACACCCUCAGCUCCAUAUUGAGAGCAAAAUCUACAAAAUGAUGCAGGGAGGAGUGGGCAUUCCUACAAUUAAAUGGUGUGGGGCAGAAGGGGACUAUAAUGUCAUGGUGAUGGAGCUUUUGGGACCAAGCCUUGAAGAUCUCUUCAAUUUCUGCUCAAGAAAAUUCAGUCUGAAAACUGUCCUGCUACUUGCUGACCAGAUGAUUAGUCGGAUUGAAUACAUUCAUUCAAAGAACUUCAUCCACCGAGAUGUGAAGCCGGAUAAUUUUCUUAUGGGACUGGGGAAAAAGGGUAACCUGGUCUACAUCAUAGACUUUGGGUUGGCCAAGAAGUACCGGGAUGCUAGGACCCAUCAGCACAUACCCUAUCGUGAGAAUAAAAACCUCACAGGAACUGCUCGUUAUGCCUCCAUCAACACUCAUCUUGGAAUUGAACAAUCUCGAAGGGAUGACUUGGAGUCCCUGGGCUAUGUGUUGAUGUACUUCAAUUUGGGCUCCCUCCCCUGGCAGGGGCUGAAGGCUGCUACCAAGAGACAAAAAUAUGAAAGAAUUAGUGAAAAGAAAAUGUCCACUCCCAUUGAAGUGUUAUGUAAAGGCUACCCUUCUGAAUUUGCCACUUACCUGAAUUUCUGUCGUUCGUUGCGUUUUGAUGACAAACCUGACUAUUCCUAUCUGAGACAGCUCUUCAGGAACCUGUUCCAUCGCCAGGGUUUUUCCUAUGACUAUGUGUUUGACUGGAACAUGCUCAAAUUUGGUGCCAGCCGGGCAGCUGAUGAUGCCGAAAGGGAACGCCGGGAUCGAGAGGAACGAUUGAGACACUCCCGAAAUCCAACAACUCGGGGUCUCCCUUCCACUGCAUCAGGCCGCCUGAGGGGAACACAAGAUGUAGCUCCUCCUACUCCCCUCACCCCUACCUCACAUACUGCAAACACCUCUCCUCGGCCUGUCUCUGGAAUGGAAAGAGAGCGGAAAGUGAGUAUGAGACUGCAUCGUGGUGCCCCAGUCAAUAUCUCUUCGUCUGAUUUAACAGGCCGACAAGAUACCUCUCGCAUGUCAACCUCACAGAUUCCCGGUCGGGUGACUUCCAGUGGUCUUCAGUCUGUCGUGCACCGAUGAGAAAUCUCCUUUUUGCCGUGGAGGGGCAGACAAUGCAUGGCUGAUCUACUAUGUUACCUACCAAUGGCUUUACUAGUGAAACGUCCCCCGAUCUAGAACAGAAAACGUUAACACCAGGAGCUCUCCAGGCCUUUUUACCCAGCGAUGCUCAUGGGGGAAACAAAAAAAUACCCUAAACUGAACAAACUCCAAGUGCUGCCAUCGCCAGGGGCUGAAACCUGAUGCCCCCUCACAAAGAACUCAGUUAUAACGGGGCUGGGAAGAAAAAGCAGAGUGUAAGAGAGAGACAAUUUGCAAAGAGAAUCAAACUCCCAUUUGAGAGUCUUUUCAUUUUUCCCUCCAUGGUGGUAAACUUAUGCUACCCCUUAUUAUUAUUCUACUGUAACUAUAAAUCUUUUACUUGGUUUAAGACAGUUUUGUAUCAUUUUGCUAAAAAUUAUUGGCUUAAAUCUAUGUAAAGAAUUCUGUCUUUUAAUUGUUGUGUUUUUGUCUGAUUUUUUUUGUUUGUUUGUUUUUGUUUUUUUCUGGUCUGACUUAAAAGAUGUUGACUUUGAAGAAUCCUACAUCAAAGACACUGGCUUGGAGUUUCAGGCAGGGAGUGUAUGUGAAUUAAAAUGAUCAAAUUUUUUUGUGUUUUUUUGUUGUCUUUGUACAAUCCAGUUUGGAGGGGGUUUUCUCAUCAAAGUUUUAUAUGCAUAUAUAUGUGCACAUAUAUAUAUAUAUAUAUGAGUAAUAUAUAUGUGUGUGGCUUGCAGUUUCAUUAAUUUGCUUUAUGGCUGUCUUGUUCACUCUUCCCUAUGUAAAACUGAAGUGCCCCUACAACACAAAGGUUUUGAAUUUCUUGCCAGUCUGCAGUCAGAGAGUUAAGACUGCUGCUUGAAAGGUGUGGGGCUACUUUCAAACAAUGCAAUGCAAGACACUACUCUUUCCAAAGGAGCGUGGGAAGGGAAAUAAGAAGUCUGAAGAAUAUUGAAGCCAAGGCUUUUGAGACCCAAAUUGAACAGUUGGGAGUUCUUAUGAUUAAAAAUUGAGUAUAUGUUUCUGGUUUCCUUGUGAGAAGAUUGUAAUUGAGAGACUUUGGGGGUAGUGUAUGGUUUUCUCAAUGAUGUUGAUUGUCUAAAUUCCUUUGAAUGGGGGAAAAUUUAAAGUGGACUAUAAAUGCUACCAAUACAGAUUGGCACUUCAUUUGUAGUAACACCUAUGUGCUCAAAAGAAAGUAACUGGUCUGCCAUCCUUUGAUGCCGAGGUUUAUCUACAUGGGCUGAAUGGAUGAAGGGGAAUCCCCCAGAAGUGCCAAGAAAUAGAUGCUUACAACCUACAUAACCAACAGGUUAUGGUCGUGCAUUUAUGGGGCGAGGUUUUUUGCAGCCCUGAGUUGCGCGUGUGAACCGAAGAGAAACAAAGAAAUGCAGGGUUGAUUCAAAACCUACUAGAAUGCAAAUGGCCUCCGUACACAGCAUCUUUUUCCUCUGGAGGCCCUUGGGGACUUCUGCUCUUGGUAGCUUUUCAUAAAAUGAUGUUUCUUAUUGUUAAUCUUGCAGCACUCGGAACACCGAACUGUAGUGAUACCAAAUCUUUACUCAAGCAAAGUAGAUGUGAGCUUUUUCUGUCUUGGGAAUCAAGGUGCAAUAUAUAUAUAUAUAUAUAUGUAUAUAUAUAUAUAUACACACACACACACAUACAUACAUAUAUAUAUAUAUAUAUACACACAUAGGUAUUUUUAUAUUUCUUUCUAAUCAACCCAUUGGAGAGUGUGUCCUGUUUGGAAGCUAAGCUAUACCCACCCCUUUCUCUCACCCUUGAUCCUAUAGUCUCCCUCUCCCUAAACCCCCAAUUUCCUAGAACUGAAACAUUUGUUCAUGAAGACACCUAAUUUUUUAAAAUUGAUGUUGCAAUGUUUGGCCAGUUGCUUUCAUUUUCAUCGCCAGUAGUUGUUCCAUUUAAUCCCAAUAAAUUGAUUUUUUUUUUUCAAAGCCCUAAUCUGGUUGCUUUUAUGAGCUUUUGGGGAGUGUUUACUUGACAGGUUUGGGGAACCUGAGUUGGGGAGUGCAAUAGGAAGAUUCAAACUUGAUUAGUGGAGGGAUUUUGUGUGUGUGUGUGUGUAGCUGAAUGUCUUAAUGAGUUAGGUUUUAAUCCUUCAGGCAUGUCACUAUCAGCUACAGUCCUACACUGAAGUGUGCUUUCUUUGUAAAUAUCUGUGGUUUCUGAUGUAACGCCAGAAAGACAUAUCAAAGGCAGCCUUUCUUCCUCCCUCUAUCCAGGACCUGAAAUUGACAGAGUGUCUAUGAAAAGUGGUUUCAGAUGCAGAUUUCUAGAAUUGUGUUUGGUUGUGGACAGUUCUUGCCCUUCCAUGAUAUUUAACUCCACCAUUACCUGCAGGAAAUGUAGUUAGGAUGUCUGUAUCAACCUGUGUAUUGGUAACAAAUAUCUCUGAACAGCUCAUUUGUAUUACCACUGUAUUUGUGUACUUUAACAAUUGUGUAAAUAAUAAAUUCAUAAUGACUUCUA